AAGGAUCCACUCGAUUCGCUCCUUUUGUCGCUCCCACCGUUUCAUCAAACACUCCCCUUCGUAUUCCUAACACCUAAAACUAUAAAACGCAGCCUCAUGAAUCUCAUCGCCUACCAACCCCACUCUCACUCCUUCUCGCGUGCCAUCCACGCGAACCUAAUCGCACCGGCCCCUACCUGGUCAACACACCACGCUCCCCAACGCGCGUGGCUGAUCUUAGUCGCCUGCGAACUUCCCCCUCUAUAUCGAUAACCAUCGUGCUUCAUCGUUUCCACCUCCGAUCCUUCUUUUUCCGAUUCGCAUACAACUGUUUUGGUUCUGUCCGGUACAGGUCGUUCUCUUGAUGCGCGAUUUGAUCUUCUCGAGUGAAAAAUGGAACCUAUAGAUAUCGUCGGCAAGACGAAAGAGGAUGCUUCGCUCCCAAAAGCUACCAUGACCAAGAUAAUCAAAGAAAUGUUACCUCCAGAUGUACGUGUUGCUAGAGAUACUCAAGAUCUAUUAAUCGAGUGUUGUGUUGAAUUCAUAAAUCUAAUUUCAUCAGAAUCAAACGAAGUCUGUGGCAGAGAAGACAGAAGAACAAUUGCACCAGAACAUGUACUCAAAGCAUUAGAGGUUCUUGGUUUUGGAGAAUACAUAGAAGAAGUAUACGCCGCAUAUGAACAACACAAACUUGAAACCAUGGAUACAGUGAGAGGUGUAAAGUGCACAAAUGGGGCAGAGAUGACAGAAGAAGAAGCAUUGGCAGAGCAACAAAGGAUGUUUGCAGAGGCACGUGCGAGAAUGAAUGGUGGUGUUGCAGUUGGAGGUGUUGUUGCUAAACAACCGCAAGUGGGAGUGGAAGUGGAAGUGGAACCUAAUUUGGAAGCAGCAGACUCUUAGAAGACGAUGAAGAAAACAAGUUAUGUUUAGUAUAAAAAUAGGCAUGACCAUCGAUUUCUUUUUAGGUUAAUAUUAGUUAUUACCCUUCAGUGUCAUGUACAAAAUCCGCUUGCUUUAGUUGUUUUGUGUACUUUUUAAUUUGUGUAUAUGUUUGGUGUAGUAGUUUGGAAGAUUUUAGUUGGUAGCUGUUACAUGGUAACAUUUUAGAUUUUUCUGAUUUUUAGAAAUGUUAUAAUGGAAAUGAAAUAGAUGGAUGGAUGGAUGGUUAGUUGGUUUA
Messenger RNA from Lactuca sativa (garden lettuce), 1156 nucleotides. Its product is annotated as protein Dr1 homolog. NCBI's taxonomy places the organism in Eukaryota, Viridiplantae, Streptophyta, Magnoliopsida, Asterales, Asteraceae. The record is from RefSeq and is a predicted model, not a curated record. Gene Ontology annotation, molecular function: protein heterodimerization activity.